Messenger RNA from Saccostrea cuccullata (small rock oyster), 1425 nucleotides. RefSeq names its product dicarboxylate carrier SLC25A8-like. The coding region runs from base 148 to 1167 and encodes 339 amino acids. The transcript is spliced from 6 exons. The record is from RefSeq and is a predicted model, not a curated record. Gene Ontology annotation, molecular function: oxidative phosphorylation uncoupler activity. Gene Ontology annotation, biological process: adaptive thermogenesis; response to cold; mitochondrial transmembrane transport. NCBI's taxonomy places the organism in Eukaryota, Metazoa, Mollusca, Bivalvia, Ostreida, Ostreidae.
UUCAGUAAGUAUGAGGCGCUGGCUUAAACCAGGAGUUCAAACGAAUUAAACACAUUGGGCAAACAACCUUAUUACUUUCUGUUACAUUGGAUUUAAAUGAAAUUCUGAAGUUCCUGUGAAGACUAAACUUGAUGACAGAUUCAAAGAAUGACAAAAUCCAAUCAAGGGCACUGGGGACUGAGCCCUGAGCCAGCACUAGGAGUCAAGGUGGCUAGAACUGAUGCUCCUCUCUGGAUCAAACUGGUCAGUGCUGGGACAGGGGCCUGCAUAGCUGAUGUCGUUACAUUUCCUCUUGAUACUACCAAAGUCAGACUACAGGUACAGGGUGAUGUUGGCUUUCAUAGCAAGUACUCUGGUGUUGUUCGGACGAUUCUGACAAUUUUCCACGAGGAGGGCGGAAGAGGAUUAUACAGAGGACUAAUGGCGGGCUUACAGCGACAACUCUGUUUCUCCACAAUAAAACUCGGUUGCUAUGACGAUGUCAAGAAGUUGUACGCAAAUCUUUUAUUAACAGAGGACAAUAAACCAAACAGUACCCCUGUUUCAAUCCGAAUUUUGGCGGGAGUCACUACGGGGAUACUUUCUGUUGCGGUUGCGCAUCCAACCGACACCGUCAAAGUUCGCAUGCAGGCUCAGAGUGGCAACAACCUUUGGUAUGCUAACACUUCUGAUGCAUACAAGAAGAUAUAUAACACGGAGGGGGUGAAAGGACUCUGGCGUGGUUGCUUACCAAAUAUGUCAAGGAACGGCAUUGUAAACGUAGCAGAAGUUGUUACUUACGAUGUCAUUAAAAGUCAUUUGAUAGGUAGUGACGUCAUGUCAGAGGGGGUUCAGUGUCACUUGGUGUCAGCGUUUGCGGCGGGAUUUUGCGCAACUGUUGUCGCUUCCCCAGUUGAUGUAGUAAAGACUCGCUACAUGAACUCCUCGUCAUCUCGGUACAGAAAUGUCAUUCAUUGUGCCACAGAGCUAUGGAAGGCAGGUGGCUUUAGAGGUUUUUAUAAAGGAUUUCUGCCUGCAUUACUAAGAAUUGGUACAUGGAAUGUUUUGAUGUUCUUGAGUUAUGAGCAAAUAAAACUUCUUAUUCAGCCACCUUUGGCACAAAUUACUUCACAUUCUAGGGACGUUGAAAAAGCAACGCAGAUCCUCUUCAAAGACAAACAUACAUAAAUUCACACUGGAACUAAAUCUGCACAUGUACAUGUAUAUAUAAAUGAAGAUUUAAUACACCCUAAAUGAUAAAAUGUAGUAACAACAAUUCAGUCAAGUUCUAUUUUGAUAAGUGCAAUAAAAUUUAUCAUCUUCAGAAAAGAAAUUCAUUACAGUGUUAAACUUAAUCAAGUAAAUAUUGCAGGGUUUGAAGUUGUUACCAUAUUGAUAUAAGAUUUUUAAUAUUUAAAAUGCUAUUGUAAAACAACCUUUUCUUAU